GUCACGGGAACCCCCUCGCUGAUAAAAAUAGAUCACAGUCUCAAUGGUAGCACUACUGUCAGAGCGUAGAUAUAUUUUUCGAGAACCCCGAACUGCUUUAACAGAAACACUAACGUAACUCAUAGGCUUGUUUAUCCUUUGAAGAUACAUUUCAAUUCAUCGCACAUUUGUCUGAAUGCCGCGAUUAGUCGCGACGCAUGAGGAAAUCAAAAUGGCGGACGAUGUCAGCGAUUUACCGGACGCUCUCAUAGCAACAAAUGUUGAAGAAAGAGUAUUUGAUGAUCUGCUAGAGAAGAAAUCAACAAUCCCCCUGUAGCAUUUUGGUUUGACCACAACCUGUGAGAUGAUCAUCAUUGGCGAACAGAGUUCAGAGACUGAUGGAACAGUUUGAGAACCUGUUUUGUGAAUUUGAUCCAAGUGUGACUUUUCAAUACCUCAAGAGCUUCCGCAGAGUUCGCAUUAACUUUAUCAGUCCCGAGCUGGCAGCAAAAGCACGAAUACACCUGCAUCAAGCUGAAUUUCUUGGCACCAUCAUCAAGUGUUACUUUGCUCAGGCCAAACAGACGACUUGUGAUGAUUCCCCACACCUGAAGCCCCCACCCAUGGAGAAGCAGUUCCUCAUCUCGCCCCCUGCAUCCCCCCCAGUGGGGUGGGAACAAGUACAGGAGUCUCACCCUGUCAUCAACUAUGAUCUCCUGGCAGCCAUUGCACAGCUAGCUCCUGGUGAAUCCCAUGAACUCCACCCACCAUCAGAAUCUCAACCUGGCAUCGUUGUCCACAUCUGUGAGGACCCAGAGGGUUAUAAUGACCCCAACAGACCUAGAAUAGUACAGACCCGACGACCGGAGGCGACUUGACCAUAGUGUGUGUGUAUCUUGUACAUCUGUUGUGUUCCUGACAGACCUGACAGCUCUUCACUUGGAAGACACAGGCUAACCAUUAACAGUGUUCAAAGAGAAAUGUGUUUGCUGGCCCAGGGCUUCGCUUUCUCUCGUCUUGGGCAGAUCAACAUUGUCCCUCACUUGGUUUUAAGGCCAGUACAUCUGAAACUACUGGACAUUGAAUUCUUGUUGAUCAUAACACCAUUAUGUAUUGUGUAUCAGCAUUAAUUACAGCUUACUCCAAUGUUGAACAUAUUGUCUUGGAAUUGUAACGGUUAUCUCAAAAAGUGUGUUAUGUGCUAUAUUGCCCGAGUAACUGGUAGCACUAUUUAUGCCAUUAUGACAUGCUUACUGGGUGCCAUACUGAUGCACUUGAGUCAUGGUAGAGGGAAUGUAAAGCUUGAGUAUCACAAUAUUUUGCUUAUGGAUAAUAGCAGUUAGUUUAUACACCCCAGUGUCAUGCAUAGAGGAUCACGGUAUUUGUUUAAUUAGCCAUUUCAUUAACUGAGAUGGGGUGAUUGCAUGUAUGUGAUAUAGAGAUUGCUACACGUUUGUCUGUCAGAUACCAUUGAUCUUACAACGAGUUAUCAAUGGUAUCUGACAGGCACGAGUGCAGUAAUCUGUUUCUUACACACCCUAAAAUCGCACCUUUUUAGCAUCAAAGUGAUGCAUUUUG
Molecule: messenger RNA, 1557 nt
Organism: Haliotis rufescens (red abalone)
Lineage: Eukaryota; Metazoa; Mollusca; Gastropoda; Lepetellida; Haliotidae
Product: calcipressin-2-like
Exons: 5
Coding region: 378-857 (159 amino acids)
Biological process (GO): calcium-mediated signaling
Cellular component (GO): cytoplasm; nucleus
Molecular function (GO): nucleic acid binding; calcium-dependent protein serine/threonine phosphatase regulator activity
Source: RefSeq, a predicted model, not a curated record